UUACGAAACUUAACUUGGCUCCAGAGCAGUCCUGAUCUCGUCGUGUCUCCCGGCGAGCUCCAGUCGGCCUGAGACAAAACUUCAGCAGCCCUCUGCGCUUGCGCGUUUAGAGUACGGACCGAAGCUGUGCGUCUGAGAUGACAGUGACCGUGACGCUGGAGCCGGCGGGCCGCUGCCGCUGGGACGAGCCCGUGCGCAUCGUCGUGCGCGGCCUGGCCCCGGGGCAGCCGGUCACGCUGCGCGCGGCCCUGCGCGACGAGAAGGGCGCGCUCUUCAGGGCCCACGCGCGCUACUGCGCCGACGCCGCCGGCCUGCUGGACCUGGAGCGCGCGCCCGCGCUGGGCGGCAGCUUCGCGGGGCUCGAGCCCAUGGGGCUCUUCUGGGCUCUGGAGCCCGAGAAGCCCUUGCUGCGCCUGGUGAAGCGGGACGUGCAGACGCCCUUCGCCGUGGAGCUGGAGGUGCUCGACGGUCACGAGCCCGAGGCCCAGAGGCUCCUGGGCCGGGCGGUGCACGAGCGCGACUUCCUGGCGCCCGGGGUGCGGCGCGAGCCGGUGCGCGCGGGCCGGGUGCGCGCCUCGCUCUUCCUGCCGCCAGAACCCGGGCCCUUUCCUGGGAUUGUGGACAUUUCUGCAGCUGGAGGUGGCCUUCUGGAAUAUCGAGCUAGUCUGCUGGCUGGGAAGGGUUUUGCUGUGAUGGCGCUGGCUUAUUACAACUAUGAAGACCUCCCCAAAAGCCUACGGCAUGUCCACCUGGAGUACUUUGAAGAAGCUGUGAACUACCUGCUUAAUCACCCUCAGGUGAAGGGUCCAGGAGUUGGGCUGCUUGGGAUUUCAAAAGGAGGCGAGCUCUGCCUCUCCAUGGCUUCCUUCCUGAAGGGCAUCACUGCAGCCGUCAUAAUCAAUGGUUCUGUAGUCAGUGUCUGGGGAACCUUACAGUACAAAGGUGAGAUUCUGCCACCUGUGGGUUUCAACCAAAAUCGAAUCAAGAUGACUAAAGAUGGCUUUGCAGACAUUGUGGAAGUCCUGAACAGCCCUUUGGAAGGACCUGACCAGAAGAGCUUCAUUCCUGUGGAAAGGGCUGAGUGCCCCUUCCUGUUUCUUGUGGGUCAGGAUGACCACAACUGGAAGAGUGAAUUCUAUGCUAAUGAGGCCUCUAAACGCUUGCAGGCCCAUGGGAAGGCAAAACCCCAGGUCAUCUGUUACCCAGGGACGGGGCACUACAUUGAACCUCCUUACUUCCCCCUGUGCCCGGCUUCCCUGCACACCUUCGUGGGCGUUCCUGUCAUCUGGGGAGGGGAGCCCAGGGCUCAUGCCAGGGCCCAGGUAGAUGCUUGGCAGCAGCUCCAGACUUUCUUCCAUAAACACCUGGGUGGGAAAAAGGGGACGACUCCAGCCAAGCUGUGAUCAAGGGAAGGAUAGAACAGCUAGGAACAGCUGCCACAGUUAGUAUAUACCAGUGUAGGUUUCUUCUGUUCAAUAAUUACUUAGAGUUUUUCCUCUUCAGUGUUAAAGUGAACUUACCAAGAAGCUUUUUAAAUUUUUAUAAAUUACAUACUUUUUCCGUUGUUUGAGCGGAGAGCGAUUCUAUAGAAAAUGAAACAAAUGGCCAAAAAAACAUAAUUGACAAGGCUUUAACUCUGAAAGGAAAUGGUGAAAUACACAGUUAACAGUACCUAGUACACAAUUAGUGCUCCAUAGUUAUUUGAAUUAUUUAGUAUUAUAAUUUAGUUUUUAAUUAAUAAAUAAAUGAUUACCUAUUGUGGAAGAAAAGAAUACAACAUAUCAAAAAUGUUAUCAGAUUUGAGUUUCUAAUUUAAGAAUGGAAGUGAACACCAUAGCUGUAAAUUAGUAUACCACUUAGAUAACUACUUAGAUGAAAACUACUAAAAAUUUUCAAAGCAAGUAUGAUUUUAGUUCUUCAGUCUUCUUGAAUGAGGAAGGAGUCUCCUAGUGCCAAUGUAUUUUAAUUACCUUUUUCAUUUUCACAUAUGGACUUUGUGAUUUAGUUGUUUUGAAAGCUGGUAUAACAUCAUUUAGAUGAAUUUCUUAAGUGACUUUAAUAUUGAUUAGCAUGCAAAUGAAUGAUUUAGUUUUGUAUUACUUGAAAUAAAUACACAUUAAACUAACUAAACUCUUCUAAAGCUGAAUAUGUUUAAAAUAAAAGAUACUUUAAUUUA
This is a messenger RNA of Dama dama (fallow deer), 2176 nucleotides long. RefSeq names its product acyl-coenzyme A thioesterase 1-like. Gene Ontology annotation, molecular function: fatty acyl-CoA hydrolase activity. The transcript has 3 exons. Gene Ontology annotation, biological process: fatty acid metabolic process; acyl-CoA metabolic process. The record is from RefSeq and is a predicted model, not a curated record. Lineage: Eukaryota; Metazoa; Chordata; Mammalia; Artiodactyla; Cervidae. The coding region runs from base 138 to 1403 and encodes 421 amino acids.